GUUAAAGAUUUAUUUUAGAGGGAAAACCUUACAGUGAUAUCAGAUACAGCAGGUAUGAGUGAUAAUACCAAGAAAGAUAGCUGAUAUGCACACAAACACACACACCUUUUGAAAUAUCUAAGUCCCCACCCUCCACGGUACACAUACUGUAUAUUAGCUCUACAGGGAUGGGGGGAUUGAAUGUUCCAUUUCUUUGGGAGUGAUAGGAGUCAUCACAGCUGAGAUUGAUCAUGCCUUCAGUGUUAGGGAUAGCCCUGCUGACUUUUGCCCUCUCAGGGUCUGCAGUGGCCUUUGUCCCCAUCGGGGGUGGGGCAACCACUCAUGUCAGCAUUACGGGAACGGCUUUAUUGCAGAAAGUGAAAGAGACAUGCCGUAUGGUGGCAGAGGCUAAUGGUCAUGAGUUCAAACCCACGGGUUUGUCUCCUGAAGAGUUGGUCCAAGCCUGUUUAGGUCCGACAGCCACAGGAGAAGUAUCUGGGGCCAAGUUUCAUUCUGCUCUUCAAGAGAUCUACAUCCAGAACGGAUUGGUAGACCGUGACUUUGUCAGCAGUGCUCGCCACCACUUCAACUCGGAGAACUUUGUGCAGGGACGUGCUCUUAUUGUUGAGGGUAUGGCAGCCAUUAAGGCCAACAUUCAAAAGGAGAACUUCAAGGCUGCCAGGGAAAACCUGGGCAGAAUCCUUCAUACACUACAGGACUUUUACAGCCACAGUAACUGGGUAGAGUUGGGAAACACAACACCAUACAUCAACCUCAUACGGCCAGACCUUUCUCUGGAUAACCUGGCAGAUGUUGACACUCCCACCUGCAGCGACUGUGCCAGUGGAACAUGCCCUAAUACCAUACUCGCCAACAUCCUGAAUAAGAAGCAACUCACAUCGGGCUACAUGGGAAUCGUCUCCUCUAACAAGCCCCAAGGUAAAUGUAGCCAUGGAGGGGAAUCUGACCUGACAAGUACAAUACAUCCUCGCGGAGGCAUCAACAAGGACGAGCGCCGCAAGGACAAUGUGGCCCUUCACAACGCUGCUGUCACUGUAGCUACAGCUGCCAGCCUCGAGCUGUUGGAGGACAUCCGCUUAGUUGCCGGGAACGAUGACUAUCUGAGACUCAUGGGGAUCGCCCGUUCAGCAGUCGUGUGCUUUGUGAUUGACACCACCGGCAGUAUGUCUGAAGACAUUGAUGCUGCUAGGGAGGUUGUUUAUGAAAUCAUUGAAAGCAAAAAAGGAACACAGGACGAGCCAUCAGAGUACAUUCUGGUUCCUUUCAACGACCCUGACUUUGGACCCAUGAUCAGAACAACAGACCCUGAUAAGAUGAAAAGUGAAAUCGCUAAACUGAGAGCAUCAGGAGGUGGUGAUACCCCUGAGAUGUGCCUGUCAGGACUUAUGUUGGCUCUCACUGGUGCCCCUUCCUCCUCCAACAUCUAUGUUUUCACCGAUGCCGUAGCCAAAGACAUGUACCUCAAGGCCACCGUCAUUGCUCUCACCAGGAGCACUAAGUCCACGGUAUCAUUUUUCCUGACCGCACCCUUUAGGAGGCGCCGUCGUUCCACAAGUGCUCCCACCUUAGACGUCUACAAGGAGUUAGCUUUGGCCUCCGGAGGCCAAGCUAUCCAGGUUUCUAAGGCGGAUUUACCUCAGGCUACAGGCGUCAUCCUUGACACUUCCACUUCAGCUUUGGUAACAGUUAUUCAGCGUGCAAGGAACCCUGGGAAACAGGAGACCUUCCCCUUUAUUUUGGAUGAAUCGCUGAAAAAUAUCACUAUCUACAUCACAGGAACAAACAUUGCUUUCACACUGACCAACCCUGCAGGUGUGACCCAAAGUCAGGGUGACACCACCCCAAAACUGGGGACCCUACAAACAGUGGGCAACCUGUGGAGGAUUCGUCUCAACGCUGACAACCUUGUAGGAAACUGGCAGAUCAACGUCAACUCCAACCAGCAAUACGCACUUAAAGUCACAGGCCAGAGUACUAUUACCUUCAUCUAUAACUUUGUGGAAAGCUUCAAGGGACCUCACCCAGGUUAUGCAGUACUCAGUGGGCGUCCACAAGCAGGCCAGCCGGCCACUCUGAUGCUCUCCGUACUUGGUAGGAACGGUCCGUCAUCGAUUACCAUAGGAGAUGUUUCCCUGGUAACUGUUUCCGGCCCUGAGACUGCUAGCAACAGCACAACAUCGGAUAUGGGCAACGGAGACAUCCUGGUGACCGUUGAUGUCAUCCCUGAGGGGGAGUUUGUUGUCAGUCUGGAAGGAACUGACAAAGUGUCAAACAGUAACUUCCAGAGGCAGUCCACCACCCAGAUGUCCAUCUCCAAAGUCCACAUCAUGGCUGUGGUAGACAGCAGUGUGAAGCCAGGGGAAGUCUUCAAGCUCCCCAUAAGUGUCAUGACCCAGGGAGCUGGUGGCAUCUACAGCCUCAAUGCCAGGAAUGACAGAGAAUUCCCCAUGUCCGUCGAAACCAGUAUCAUCUUGGCAACUGGUGUAUAUACUAAUACUAGUCUGAAUAUUACGCCACCGGCCAACACUCCAUCAGGCACUGACGUCACUCUGACUAUCGAAGCCAUGUCGGUCAGCGGUACCGACUCCAAUUAUAUCGUUAUGAGAUUCUCCGUUCAAACCGAGAUCACAGAUUUCAUUCAGCCUGUGUGUAAAUGGAUGACCAUUCUGGCUGAUGCUUGCCCACAAGAUGUCUCAGAGUGUAAACCUUUCCAGUGGGAGGUUAUGGCCAGCCUUACGGACGGAAACGGCACCGGGAUAGAGAGGGUGGCCUUGCGGCAGGGCAGUGGAAAUCUCACCACCACCUCCCUGAGUGAUCCCUUCAUUCUGGCCAACUACACAGCCUCCUGCUGCUCACAAAUUGUCGAGAUAGUGGCUGUAGAUAAAGUUGGAAAUGUGGGCAGGUGCUAUCAUUCUAUUGUGCAUUCUGCUGGUCCUCCGGCUUUAACCAUGUCUCUUACAAUGUGGUUGGGCCUGCUGGUGUCUGCCCUUGUGACAAGGUUUUAAAGGGCUUAAAUUAGGGUGUUCAACAUCGGAUGUCUGUACUCUGGGUAAACCAUGUACAACUUAUUAAAAUAAACCUCAUCUAGUGAUGGUCUUCUCAUGCUGUGAUAUUGUGCUUUAAUAAAAAGUGAGCAUUGAUUAGGAAAAUGGAUGAUAAAGGUAUGCUUAUUUGUCUGAAAAUUAAAUAUCUGGCAUUUAAAAAAAUAUAUAGUUGUAUUUUAGGGUUUGAUGUUAUAUUAAUAUUUGUAACAUUAUCUUUGUGAACAAAAUAUGUUGGUGAUAAAAAAUAUGAGCAUUUCCCUAUUUAAUUUGAUGUAACCACAUUUAACAAUGGGAACAUAACUGUACAUUAAACACUUUCUUUUUAAGAUAUA
Molecule: messenger RNA, 3376 nt
Organism: Eleginops maclovinus (Patagonian blennie)
Lineage: Eukaryota; Metazoa; Chordata; Actinopteri; Perciformes; Eleginopidae
Gene: vwa11
Product: von Willebrand factor A domain containing 11
Exons: 18
Coding region: 231-3005 (924 amino acids)
Source: RefSeq, a predicted model, not a curated record